AUGAUUACUUUUGCCUUUUGCCUGACGCUGCUUACGGCUGUAUCUGCUGCGCCGAGAGUGACGUCCGUAGUCCCGGGACAGGAGCUCAUCGACAGCGCCUCCCCCCCCGGCUUCUUCGCGGAUAAGCUCAAGGACUCGAACAGCAACUUCGGGUCCCUGGAUCUGCUGGGCAGCUGCUGCGGCGAAUCCAAAGGCCAAGCUUUUCAAGUCGCACAGUCCGUCAAUACGAACAAUAUCUACGGAUCGACAAUUGACGUUGCAAAGGGCAUCUUCGACAAGACCAACUGCAGUCAUGUGGAUCCGCAAAGCUUGGAUGCAAAAGUCAGCAUGGACUGCAACUACUUCUUCGUCUUCAAGAACAAGGCGCAUGCCGAGCACGACUACGCUGCUAACUGCGUGCCGGCAACAGUAUGCAAGGAUGACGUUGUGGGCAUGACCAAAGGUUUGGUGGGGACCUACGGGGUGGUCUUGCAAAUCUUGCAGGGCAACCUUGGCUCCUUAUACUGGCUGGGUGAGGGGCAACUGCACGAAUGCUACAAGGCAAUGCACCAGAUCAACACGGGCAAGAUUGAAGAUCUUUUCGUCACGAAGCCAGGUCUCGUGAUUGCCGGGCAUGUCCUGACUCACGACACUGUCAUGGAAAUUCCCGGCAUGGCUAAGCUCGGGGUGAAGGAGUCCUUGUCCAGCUGCAAGGAUGAUGGCUCGGUGGGUUAUCUCUUCGUCCACAAGAACCUCUACUGGUCCACCAAGAAGGAUGAGGUAGAUAUAGGCGAGUUCACGAAAUUCAAGCAGGAGAAGGAGAAGCAGAAGCUGGAAGCUGCCAAGAAGAAAGCGGAGGCAGCAGCACGAGAGGCCAGGCGGAGGUCCUGGUUCCUGCUUGCUCCAGAGCUUUGA
This is a messenger RNA of Symbiodinium sp. CCMP2592, 894 nucleotides long. The record is from the annotation of a GenBank genome assembly. NCBI's taxonomy places the organism in Eukaryota, Dinophyceae, Suessiales, Symbiodiniaceae.